Messenger RNA from Acanthosepion pharaonis, 1521 nucleotides. Lineage: Eukaryota; Metazoa; Mollusca; Cephalopoda; Sepiida; Sepiidae. The record is from the annotation of a GenBank genome assembly.
AUGCUUCACCUUAGCAAAGGUGUAAUCAGGAUUAUAUAUUUCUUUAGUUUCAUUUUGUUUCUAAAUUAUUUCAUUUUUCCUAUUAAAACUAUUUUCUUCAAUGCCUCCUUUCUUGGUAUUUUUUUUCUUUUUAAUAUCUUUUUUCUUCCUUUUUAUCUUUAUUUCAUAUUCUUUCUUUUUUGUAUUCUUUUUUUCUUUUUAAUAUUCUUUUCUUUUUUUUAUAUUAUUCUUUUUUCAUAUUCAUCUUAUUUCAUAUGCUUUUCUUUUUUGUCUCCUUUCUUUUUCAUGUUCUUUCUUUUUAAUAUUUUCUUUUUAUUAUUUUUUCUUUUUGUUUUCUUUUUAUUCCUUUUUGUCUUUAUUUUAUAUUCCUUCUUUAUUCAUUAUUUUCUUUUACAUAUUUGUUCCUUUUGCUUUCCUUUUUCAUAUUUUUCUCUUUUACCUUCUUUUUCAUAUUCUUUCUUUUUAUAUUAUUUUAUUUUCAUCUUCUUUCUUUUUUGUCUUCUUUCGUUUACAUAUCCUUUUCUUUUUAUAUUCUUACCAGCUCAGAGAAAACUAUUUUAUUUCAAUAUCUUUCUUCAUAAAAAGGAAAUUGAGAGAAAAUUUUUUUUUCUAUCUAUCUAUCUAUCUAUCUAUCUAUCUAUCUAUCUAUCAGGUUACAUUAAGAGACAAAUAUCACAGCUCAACUCUCUAUCUAUCUCAGUCUGUUCAUAUCUAUCUCUAUAUCACUCUGCUUAUAUCUAUCUAUCUAUCUAUCUAUCUAUCUAUCUCUUCAUAUCUAUAUAUUACUCUGUUUAUUUCUAUCUAUCUAUCUAUCUAUCUAUCUCACCUGUUCCUGUUUUUCUUUCUUUCUUGCAUUUUUUUCUAUCCUUCUUCCUAUUCCUAUGUAUUGCAAUUUGUUUUUCUUUCUUUCUUUCUUCCUCUUCAUAUCUAUCCCAAUCUGUUUUUCUUUCCUGCUUUCUUUCUGUAUUUAUUCCUAUUCAUAUCUAUCUCAAUCUUUUCUUUCUUUCUUUCUUUCUUUCUUUCUUUCUUUCUCUUCAUACCUAUCUCAAUCUGUUUUGUUUUUUCUUUUCAUAUCAAUCCAAAUCUGUUUUUCUUUCUUUCCUUCUUCCACUUCAUAUCUAUCUCAAUCUGUUUUUCUUUCUUUCUCUUCAUAUCAAUCUCAAUCUGUUUUCUUUCUUUCUUUCUCUUCAUAUCUAUCUCAAUCUGUUUUCUUUCUUUCUUUCUCUUCAUAUCUAUCUCAAUCUGUUUUCUUUCUUUCUUAAUAUGUUUUUCUUUUUUCUUUCUUCCCAUUCAUGUCAAUCUCAAUUUGUUUUUCCUUCUUUAUUUAUUUAUUCCUGUUCAUAUGUUCAUUUAUCCAUUUGUUCUUUAUUUUUAUCUAUCUAUAUAUCUAAAUCUCUUUACCUAUCUACUCAUAUAUCUCAUUCUGUUAAUAUCUAUCUAUCUAUCUAUCUAUCUAUCUAUCUAUCUAUCAGUCUUGGUAUUCAUUUGCAAAAGUCUUCAGAUGUAAAAAGAAAAAAAUGA